Thamnophis sirtalis is the source of this 3977-nucleotide messenger RNA. Lineage: Eukaryota; Metazoa; Chordata; Lepidosauria; Squamata; Natricidae. The record is from RefSeq and is a predicted model, not a curated record.
UGUGGAGAAGACCUUCAGCCAACAGUACUGGCUUUUCUCGGAAGGGAAAGAUCCAUCAAUUCUUAAGCCACUAAUAGGAAUCUAAUUGAUGUGUACAACAGAAUUAACAGCAGAUGAAAGUGACUAUUACCUGAAUAAUUAUAGUUCAUACAAUAUAUACACCUCGUGCUGACAUUUGAAAAGCUUAGGACACCCUAUAAGUGACAGACAGAGUCCACAUCAAAUAAUGGAAAUCCUGCAUACACGGUUCAGUUCUUGGACACCAAUUGAAAACAAAUCACUUAACAAUCAGCUUUAUCAGGAAAGAAUCAGACUUGUAAGCCACUGGUUUGACUUGUGGACAGACAAACAACGCAAGCAAUUUCUCUUCUUGAUAUUGAACCAGUGCAAUAAGUCACAGCUGAAGUGUGUUGAAAAAUGGCUUGUAGAAAAUAUCCCACUGACUCAUGUUGAUUUCACCACUCUGCUGCCGCGUUUCAUAUCUCUCUAUAUAUUCUCCUUUCUCAGUCCAAGGGAACUUUGUGCUGCAGCCCAAAUCAAUUGGCACUGGAAAUUUUUAACUGAACAGGACUGUCUGUGGAUGCCAAAAUGCCUUAGGUUAGGAUGGUUUCUUCCAUAUGUUCCUGAAAAGAAUGAAUAUGGCACUUGGAAGCGAUAUUAUAUUGCCUGUGCAACCAGCCUGGAAUAUUUAACUCCUAGGAGAAUUGCAUACCACAGCACCACUAGUGACCUCAAAACAAAAAUUGAAGAGCAAGAGGAAAGAUGGCAAGCAAAAUGUCUUACGAAAUUUAUUCGAGGAGAACUGGCAGUAUGCAAAAAGGAAUUAUUCAAAGCUCGUCCACCUUGGAUAAGUGGAACCCGGAGCUCAGGAUUUUACAAGUCUGGAUUUCCACCAGAUUUAUCCCAAUCUGUCUAUGACAAGGCUAAAUUAUCAGCCAAAUUAUUAAUGAAGAAUAAAUCUGCAUCAGGGUUCAGACUAGAAGCUGAGAAGCCGUUCAUAUUGUCGCCUGGGAAAUCUCUACCAGAAAGAAGGAAUAUUACUGGUAGCAGUUCUUGCCCCAACUUGUCUCAUAGAUUUUGUCAGCCUGUUUCCCAAGGGUACCCCAAUGGGAUGCAUUCACUCCAUCCACACCUGGUCUUAAUAUCCUCCCACCUUCCUGCAUAUGAGAUGAUUGUGGACAGUGUAAAGCUUGGCGUGGUUCUGGUAGUGUAUGAACAUACUGGGACCACACUGGAAAGCCUUAUUCAUUCAGUAGAAAGGGUCUUGGAUGGCCAAAUAGCAAAGAGUAUUGGGAUAAUUAGUGAUGGCGAUUCCAGAGAGAUUAACUUGCUUCAAGGUUACAACAUCAAUGCCCCAAAUCUUCUUAAACCUGAGGUGAGAGAGUUUUGGAAGCGCUUAAAAAGUUGCAUUAUCUCACCAGAAGAAGGUGGAAGCAUAGACCUCUUUGUUCCUCUGGCAGCUUCAGAGGCAGGAAAAGAGAUCCUUUCACAGCUGACUCAUCUAACUGGAGCAUUCUUCAGGACUCCCACAGGAAUAGCUACCGGGUCUUAUCAACACAUCCUCAGUGAAUGGCUGGGACAUCAGAAAGAAAGCCCUCCUCCGUUUCUCUAUCUCACUGAAGUAAAACUGCAAAUAUGGCUCAGAUUCACCGAGCUGCUGGAAGAGGCACUGGAUGUUGUCAGGCAAAAGCUGAAUCCAUAUUUUUUUGAUUUGCAAAAGAACAUGGCUGGCAAAAUUCUUGGUCAAAUUAUGUUUAAUACUAUGAGUUGGUCCAAUAUUCAAGACAAUGAAGGAAUAAUCCAGAUUUUGGCUAAUGGAUUAGUUGAACUCUCAAGAGGAAACCAUAUAGAUGAACCUCAAGAUGUGAUAGAGAAGCGCCAAAGCUUUGCCAGAGAACUUCUCUUGAGUGAGAGAAAUUACGUGCACAUUCUGGAAAUUGUGAAAGAUGUCUAUGUUAAACCAUUAAAAGCAGCAUUGGCAUCCCAUCAGGCCAUCUUAAGUGAUAUAAGUAUUCCACUCAUCUUUUCUGAUGUCUUGGACAUUUUACAAGUAAACAGUGAAAAGCAGGAUAGGAAGCUGGACAUUUCAGAUCAGGAGCAACUGGGUCGAUUUCCAAAUGAAAGUAUUAACACGAAGGUUAAUGCAUGGAGCCCUGCCCAAAACGUAGGAGACAUAUUCAUUAAGUUGGGCCAGCAGUUUCAAACCUAUGCAAAUUUUUUCAACAACUAUGCAGUGAUUCUGAAAACUAUCGAUAAGUGCCAAGAAACUAUUCCAGUAUUCCGUGCUUUCUUGAAGACACACGAUCGGACUGUGGUUACCACCAUGAGAAGCUUACAAGAACUUCUGCUCUGCCCUGCUAAGAGGGUCAAAGAAUACAUCACUCUCCUCUGUGCUCUUAGACUUCACACUCCUCAAGAACACACUGACCACGAAGACUUGGCCACUGCAAUUAAACAAAUGAAACAACUCAGUGCUUACAUAGACCAGUUGAAACUGAAUGUGGACAGAAAUGAUCAGCUGUUAAGUGUGCAACAAUGCAUCCAAGGAGGUCCUCAGUUACUGAAAGCCAGUAGAUACCUAAUUAUGGUGCAAGAUGUGGCCCAGCUAAAUUGUUCUCAGAGAAUGAAUUUGCCAUUCAGGUUGUAUGAGCAUACCCACGAUCUUAGGCUUUUCCUGUUCAAUGACAUCCUUGUUAUUUCACAAUGCAACAUCUCCUAUAAGCCCUUUGAACGAAUUCCCAAGGUCACGUACCAGUUUUUGACUACAAUCAUGCUCCAUCAGCUCCAGAUUGAAGACAUUCCAGAUUCUAAAUAUAUCAAGAAUGCUUUACUUUUACAAGGGCCCAAGCAGCAAUGGAUUUGUUCUACAGAUGAAGACAAGUUUGGAUGGUUUUCUGCAUUACAAAAAGCAAUCCACUGUAGUAUCAGUGAGCAUGUAAACUGAAUAAGGUAAUCCUCAUUUAGUGACUGCAGUUGGGAUGGAGAACUCAUUUAAGUGAAGCAGCUGCUAUGUGAAAUCCAUGUCUGUGUUUAUGAUCUUAUUUUAAAUGUUUUCCUGUGUUUUAUAUACCUACAAGAGUUGUAAAUGUGAUGAUUGGUCACAAAGUUUUCAUUUCUGGUGCAGCUGUGAAUGGUUGCUAUAUGAGGCAGUUGCUAAAUAAGGCCUAUCUGUAGUUUCCAUGUAUACUGCUCAUGAUUUAAUGAGCUCAUGACAUGAUGGAUGUAACCAUUAACUGCAUUAACCUUAUUAUAAACAAAUUUAGUGUGAAAUAAGUAUAUACAAUGAUUUAUCACAGGAGCAUGUGGUUGAGUCGUAGGUUUUGAACGUGAUUAAUAAAAUAGAUAUUAGACUUUUUAAAAGAAAUACUUCCUUAUCACCAAUAAAAUACAGCUUGCCUGAUUUUGGACUUUACGUAUGCAGUCAAAAAUUUAUAUCUGAAAAUUAUGCAGUAGAGAGUGUUUCAAACACUAUCACUAUGCUUUCAUCCGUAUCUUGCACAAGAACUUGGGUAGGCAUCUGCAACCCUUAUACGGAUUAGUGCUGGAGGAAUCUCCAAAUUAAAUAUUGUAUAAAAGCUGGAAUCUUUGGAUUUGAAUAUGAGAAUGUCAGGAUUGAGCAUGAUACUAUAUGGAGCAACACACUGUAACCAAGUGCUCAUGAGCUUCAAAAUAAAGUGAGAAUAAAAUGGUUUUGUUUCAAUGACUGAAUAUAAGGGAUAUAACUACUUUUCUAGUCCUUUCAUACAUUAGAAACAUGUUUGCAUGUAAAAAAAAUGUUUAGGAAAAUAAUAAAUUACACUUGCUAUGACUUGAUAUUCUGUUUAUGCCAUACAAUAUGUAGAAAGAGAUUAAUGAACCAUUAAUGUAAGUGUAUGAUGCAUUAUACUUUAUUUUGAAUAUAUUGAGUGUUUUGCAUUGCAGUGUUUUUUUUUUGUUCCUGAAUGUUUGAUAUUUUCUACUAAAAAGUUUGUUUCCAA